This is a messenger RNA of Penicillium daleae, 1335 nucleotides long. RefSeq names its product putative C2H2 finger domain protein. The coding region runs from base 1 to 1335 and encodes 444 amino acids. NCBI's taxonomy places the organism in Eukaryota, Fungi, Ascomycota, Eurotiomycetes, Eurotiales, Aspergillaceae. The record is from RefSeq and is a predicted model, not a curated record. The transcript has 2 exons. Gene Ontology annotation, molecular function: DNA-binding transcription factor activity.
AUGGAUUCUUAUCCCCCAUUCACGGAAUUCCCCCACAUUCUCCCCAUCUCGGGCGUUUCCUCCCAGCAGUACGACGCCUAUGAUCAUUCUCUCCCAUCCGACCAUGCCUUUGUAACGCGGGCCUCGCAGUUCCAAUUCCACUUGACUUCUCCAUUUGACCAGACCAAGGCCCGCGAUGCAUCAUCAGUUACGCAACCUUGGUGGAAGGAUGACGACCCCUCAAUCAGCAUGAACUAUAUCGCCCCGGAAUUCCCAGUCUCUGCGGAUCGGUUCUCCCCAUGGAACAGUGAAAUCUCUACGAUUUCAGACCCUCAAAGUCCGCGGAGUAGUAAUGGGGGAAGCCUACCGGGUAUGAAUUGCAUCGCAUCCUCCCAUUACUAUCACGACGACCUUCCCAUGACCACUACCAACGAGCAAGCUGGCUAUCCUGCUCCCGACAGUCUCGUCAACAUCGACACGACAACUUUUCUCUCCAAACCUGGUGUCUUCGAAGUUCAGCCCGACCAUCGCUCAUCAUUUGAAACCGACUUGGAUCCGUGGUCCGGCAGCCAGUCAGACCGCAAUGGGACGCCUGAACAGCAGUGGCCGUCUCCACUUCCAAUCGAGACCAUGUCAUUGCCUCAACCUCAAAGGCGGGCUAAACCCCGUCCAGCCCCCAAAUCUCGCGUGCGCAAAACAAAUGAAAUUCGGUCAACGUCAACAACAAUUCGCACCGGACGCCGCCGUGCUGCUACGUCUUCGCGCCAUAUGGGUGCCAUAGCACAUUCGUUUCCAAAAAACGAAUGGAAACGACAUGUUACCUCCCAGCACCUCAAACUAGGCUUCUAUCGUUGCGACGUGGGAAAAUGCAGCAUUCACAGCCACGCCUCUACAUCCAACGCGUUUCUCCCAGCCUCCAAAUCGCCCCGAUCCCGCACUUGCAGUCCACCCCCGGGCCAACCUAAUGACUUCAACCGCAAAGAUCUCUUCACCCAGCACCAGCGGCGCAUGCACGCGCCAUGGCUGCAAGCAGGCCAGCGCCGCAUCCCGACAGACGCCGAGCAUACCGAAUUCGAGGCCGGCCUCGAAGAAGUUCGGCAACGCUGUUGGCACGGUCUACGCACGCUGCCGCAGAGGAGCCAUUGUGGGUUUUGCAAAGAGAUCUUUUCCGGGGAAGGGAGCUGGGAUGCACGGAUGGAGCAUGUGGGACGGCACUUUGAGCGCGAGGAGCGACAGGCGCUGGGGCAUGAGGAGGAGGAUCUGGCAUUACGGGCGUGGGGACUUCGUGAGGGCAUUCUAACUAUUGUGGGCGAGGGACGUUGCCGGUUAGCAUCUUUGGUGGAGAACGAAUUAUAG